AUGAUGCCAACUUUACUGCAUCUACCCCCAGAGAUCAUAGAGCAGAUUCUGCUCGAGCUUGAUCCGCUUCAUAUCGGCUCGCUCGCCCAGUCCUGCUCUGACAUGCACUCAUUUAUCUAUGACCCCGCUGAUCAACACCUCUGGCGCAGUUUAUAUCUAUUGCAACCGUUGGAUGACCCACGGCAAUGUUUGACCGAGCUGGGUUACCCGAUAUCGGAGGUUAACUGGAUGGCGAAGCUCCAACGGAUUAUCAGAGCCAGGACAGUUAUUAGCCGUCCGGCACAAUGUCACGUAGAGGAGAGGUGCACGAUCCUUUAUACUCUCCUUGACCUUGUCAGUAACCUCCCAGCGGCCCCGAGCGUCUUUAGCGACGAUCUCGCACUAAAUCUCGUGUGGUUGGCUGCUCUCUUACGCGGGGGGAGUUACCUGGAUGAAGAACACUGGGAAAUUUCUGACGAAGAGAAGCAACUUCGUGCGCGCCUCCACACGUACUUUGGUCUCACCACUUCCGACUAUCGCAGUCAGAGCAGGAAGCAGUCGCGCGCAUACGUAUACGCUAUGCGGCACUACAAGUGGGACAACGAUUUCGGUCCGUUUAUGAUGGAUGGAAGCGGACGUGUAAACUGGGUACAUCUACAGGCGAUUCACCAUGUUAUGUCUAUGCACAUCGUCCCACCGGAGCAGGAGUCGGAAUCGGAAGCUUCCGUGUUCACUAUCUUUCCGAUGAGUCUGCCUUACUGCCAAAGUAUUAUCCCUCGUCAUCUGGAUCUCGACCAAGAAGAGGAUUGGGCCGGAGUGGCAGGUCUAUGGGAGUGCUCGUUCUGUUUCUGUGAUCACCACGAACUUCUCCUCUACAAUAACAUGAAUAUAUCUGACGUCGAUCCGCUUCAAUCUGCUAUAUUCGACGAUCCCUCGUUCGUCGAAGUCUUCCGCACGAUUAAUGUCGAGUUGCGUGUCAUCUCCACACAGCGACAAUCAGACCAUCCCAGUCGUCCUAUGAUUAAAUUCGCAGGAGAGAUCGAUGACAUGGCGAUUAUGGUCGGUUGGGUCAAAGUGACAUCUGACGACCAGAUCCGAUGGCAUUUUAAUUCAGGAGAAAACGGCAAUGCAAUUUGGGGUUCCGAGGGUGUUCAAGUUGGCGGAAUCAGAUCAACAUUUGGCGUGCUGGGUGCUUGGACUACCACUCACCACGAUCAACAGGAUCCAGUCGGCCCGUUCUGGAUGCGGAAAGCGCAUCCUCCGUCAGAAGCGGAGGACCUGGAUCAGUCCACCGCGGAAACAUGA
Molecule: messenger RNA, 1284 nt
Organism: Sparassis crispa
Lineage: Eukaryota; Fungi; Basidiomycota; Agaricomycetes; Polyporales; Sparassidaceae
Exons: 6
Coding region: 1-1284 (427 amino acids)
Molecular function (GO): protein binding
Source: RefSeq, a predicted model, not a curated record